Messenger RNA from Penicillium cosmopolitanum, 1116 nucleotides. RefSeq lists its product as uncharacterized. NCBI's taxonomy places the organism in Eukaryota, Fungi, Ascomycota, Eurotiomycetes, Eurotiales, Aspergillaceae. The record is from RefSeq and is a predicted model, not a curated record. The transcript has 6 exons. The coding region runs from base 1 to 1116 and encodes 371 amino acids.
AUGGUUGUGACGGCUGAAAAUGAACAUGAAAGUAAAGGUCCUACGAUCUUGGCAGUCCUCUGGACUCUAACAUCAUUGACCUUUCUAAUUGUCUCUGCCCGAGUGUUUAUUCGCUUGAAGAUGCUCAAAAUGUUUGGUGCUGAUGACUACUUGAUUGUGAUUGCCAUGGCUCUUGGCUUAGCCUAUUGUGGUGCCACGACGGCUUCAGUCGUGGCGGGGUUCGGUCAACAUCAAGUUAUUGUUCUACAGGAUCCUAGCCUCGACUUGUCAAUGGCAAUGCUUCUGAACAACAUAUCUUUCCUUCUUGGUAUCCUCUCAUUUACCAUUCCGAAAAUAGCAGUGACGGCUAUGAUCACCAGAAUUUUCAACCCAGGAUUGGUACAAAAGAUCAUUCUGUGGACCUUGGUCUCCGUGGCCGCGGCGGUUUCGUGUAUUUGCAUUAUCAUUCUUUUCACCAUGUGCAAUCCUCCCCGCGCACUAUGGACGCCAGAACUAGUGCAAACAGGUCAAGCGACCUGCAAAAGUGUCUGGAUGUUAAUUGACUACGCAAUCUUUACUGGAGCUGUUUCGGCCACUGUCGACCUUUAUCUUGCCCUUUAUCCCAUGCUUGUCCUCAUGAAUUUGCAGAUGUCUCUGCGUAAAAGAAUUGCCUUGUCCGCUGCUCUGGGUCUAGGUGCCAUAGCCGCGGCCAUGGCCAUUGUGAAAUGCACUCAGCUGCACGGGCUUGCAGACAAAUCUGACUAUACAUAUGGCAAGCGAACGUGGUCGCCAUCGCUUCGUGCAUCCCGACGUUACAACCACUACUCGAAAUCAUCCUCGGAAAACGGUCCCUCGGCUCCUAUAGCAACGGUAACAGUGGAGGUUAUAAAGGCAGCAAUACACAAUGGAACGCCACUCACGAGCGAAGCAAAAGAUCCAUCCCUCAGGAAGGAUGACUUGGCUAUUACCAAUGUGGAAAGCCAAGAAAGUAUCCUGCGGGCAGAUAAUGACAAGGAUACUCCGGCGCCGGAAAGCAGCAAUGACUUUCCCAUGAGCGCCAUUCGCCGAACAGACAACUUUACUGUCGAGUAUAAUUCAAAAUCUCAUACUCGCGGGGAUACGACGGGUUCAUGGUAG